Hibiscus syriacus is the source of this 1294-nucleotide messenger RNA. RefSeq names its product aspartate aminotransferase, cytoplasmic-like. Gene Ontology annotation, molecular function: pyridoxal phosphate binding; L-aspartate:2-oxoglutarate transaminase activity. Bases 20 to 1255 code for a protein of 411 amino acids. Gene Ontology annotation, cellular component: mitochondrion. NCBI's taxonomy places the organism in Eukaryota, Viridiplantae, Streptophyta, Magnoliopsida, Malvales, Malvaceae. The record is from RefSeq and is a predicted model, not a curated record. Gene Ontology annotation, biological process: amino acid metabolic process; biosynthetic process. The transcript is spliced from 12 exons.
UUCACUGCAUCUCAAGCUCAUGGACCCGACCAGAAAUGGAGAUUCUCUGUUUCAGAACGUUCCCUCCGCUCCCGAUCCUCCAAUCUACGCGACAACAGUAGCUUACAACAAGGACCCUUGCCCCAAUAAGCUGCAUUUGGGUAUUGGUGUUUAUCGAACAGAGGAUGGAAAAUGUCAUACGUUAAACGUCGUUAGACGAGUGGAGCGGACUCUAGCUAAUGAUCUGUCAGCUGAUAAGGAGUAUCUUCCUAUAACAGGAAUGCCAGAAUUUAAUAAAUUAAGUGCCGAGCUAAUAUUUAGCUCUGGCAGCUCUGCCAUCCAGGAAAGUAGAGUGACUACCGUUCAAUGUGUGUCUGGUUGUGGCUCACUGAGGCUUGGAGCUGAACUUUUAGCAAAACAUUACCCCCAACAAGUUGUUUACCUGCCUGAACCAACAUAUGGAAAUCAUCCAAAUCUGUUAUCUGCGGCAGGGCUAACUUUGAAGACUUACCGUUAUUAUGACCUAAAAACACAUGGACUAGAUUUUCAAGGCCUUAUGGAAGACCUUGGCUCGGCCUUAACCGGAGCCAUCGUGCUUUUCCACGCAAGUGGUCAUAAUCCUACCGGUGUUGAUCCAACUUGUGAACAGUGGGAACAGAUCAGGCGGUUAGUUAGACUGAGAGGCUUAUUCCCUUUCUUUGACUGUGCUUAUCAGGGUCUGGUAAGUGGAAAUCUAGAUGCCGAUGCACAGUCCAUUCGCAUGUUUGCUUGUGAUGGUGGCGAAUGCCUUGUGGCUCAGUCAUAUUCGAAAAACAUGGGACUCUACGGGGAACGCAUCGGGUCGCUUAGCAUUGUAUGCAAAACAGCUGAUGUGGCAAGGCGGGUCGAGAGUCAGCUCAGACUGAUCAUAGGACCCUUUUAUUCUAACCCGCCCAUUCAUGGUGCAGCCAUUGUUACUGCCAUCCUGAAGGAUAGGGAGUUGUACAAAGAAUGGACUACCGAAUUGAAGGCCAUGAGUGAUCGAUUUUUCCGAGUACGCCACCAACUCUACGAUGCUUUAUGCAAAAGAGGAACUCCGGGUGACUGGAGCCAUAUUAUAAAGCAGGUCGGCAUGUAUACGUUCACCGGAUUGAAUGAGGAUCAAAUUGACUUUCUGACUGAAGAACACCAUGUCUACAUGUCAUCUGAUGGGAGGAUUAGCUUUGGGGGCCUAAGUUCAAAGGCAGUUCCAUAUCUUGCAGAUGCAAUACAUGAUGCAGUUAGUCGUGGAUUUUAGCCUAAAGUUCAUCAAUUGGCCGCAUUUGGUUCUUUUAUU